UACUGGCAGUAGGGCGAGGCCAUGUGAACUUCUCGGUGUCCGGUCCAGCAAGUCUAUUCAUUGAUAUGAAAAUUAGUGAGUCAGAUAUGAUAUGGUUGUAAGUUGCUACACAAGUUCUGCUAUAGAUGAAUUUUCUCUUACCCUGUAGAAAAGGUUCUUAGCUAUCACUUUCUGGUUCUAUAUCACUUGUUGCAGGAAACCUGACUUGGUUGUAUACACUGUGAAUUGAGGAUGUCAGCUAAUUUCCACGAAAUUUUACUUUAAAUUGUUCGUUUUACAGGCUUAUCUCACAUCUUUGAAUUUGAUAAAUAUGUGAUAAUAUGAAUAGAAGAAAUUCAGUGGACAUGUUGUCUGAAUAUUAUAAAAGAAAUAGCAGAUGACUUGAGCAGGUCUCUGAUAUGACAAAAAGAAAGAAAGAAAGAAACUAUCAGUCUAUUGUGAUUUGGAUAAUUAGUGUUAUCCUCUUUAAAUAACUUCAAAUUUAACUACAACUUUAUAGUUGAUAGAGCAGUGGGGUCAUAAUGUUUCAUAGAAAUUAAUAAUGGUCAGUUAGGCCUGUAUUCUUGAUAAUUAGGUUGAAGACAGAACCAUGUGAUGGCUCGAGCUCAUUUCUUGACUAGACCACAUCCAAGGGCCUCUUGACGACCGGCUUCUUGCAUAAGGGGAUUUCUAUCUUGUAAAUCAUUACAUAUAUAAAUACAAACAUGUUUAGGUUCACAAGCAACUCAAACCUUCACAUCCUUGAGAAUCAAAAUUCCUCUGUGCAAUAAGUCUGCUUAGAUUUCUUUUCCUUGCUCAUCCAUUUGAAAUAAUGGGUUUCCGUUUGUCUGCUAUUAUACGUGCUAAGCAAAUGCUUCAGCUAUCACCAUCAGCUUCAAGUGUGCCAAAGGGCUGCCUGGCAGUUUAUGUUGGAGAAACACAAAAGAAGAGGUUUGUAAUUCCAGUAUCAUACUUGAACCAAGCUAUAUUUCAAGACUUGCUAAGUCAAGCUGAAGAAAAAUUCGGCUAUGAUCAUCCAAUGGGCGGUCUCACUAUUCCAUGCAGAGAAGAGAUUUUCAUGGAUGUCAUUUCUUGCUUAAGUUACUCAUAAAAGCAGAGGGUAAGAUAGAUCAACUCUAACACAGUUCUGUAAAGAAGACACUUAUGAGUACCAUGUACAGAGCUUUUCUCGGAUACCUUUUUUCUUCAAGGAAAUGAACAUGCUUCACAGCAUUAUUGCUGUUUUGUCAAAUUGUAUUUCAAUUUAGAAAGCACAAGCAUUAAUCAAUGAGUACCUUUUCUCAUA
This is a messenger RNA of Populus nigra (black poplar), 1285 nucleotides long. RefSeq names its product auxin-induced protein 15A-like. Gene Ontology annotation, biological process: response to auxin. NCBI's taxonomy places the organism in Eukaryota, Viridiplantae, Streptophyta, Magnoliopsida, Malpighiales, Salicaceae. The record is from RefSeq and is a predicted model, not a curated record. The transcript has a single exon. The coding region runs from base 812 to 1090 and encodes 92 amino acids.